Aspergillus vadensis CBS 113365 is the source of this 573-nucleotide messenger RNA. RefSeq names its product trafficking protein particle complex subunit 4. The coding region runs from base 1 to 573 and encodes 190 amino acids. Gene Ontology annotation, cellular component: TRAPP complex. The transcript has 3 exons. Gene Ontology annotation, biological process: endoplasmic reticulum to Golgi vesicle-mediated transport. NCBI's taxonomy places the organism in Eukaryota, Fungi, Ascomycota, Eurotiomycetes, Eurotiales, Aspergillaceae. The record is from RefSeq and is a predicted model, not a curated record.
AUGACACCAACAACAACAAUUACGAUGGCCGUAUUCUCCCUCAUAAUAAUCAACAAAGCCGGUGGGCUAGUCUACCAGCGCGAAUUCCAACCAGGACUGCGCAAGCUCUCGACAAACGACUACCUCGUCCUGGCGGGCACAUUUCACGGUGUCCACGCCAUCACCCGCUCCAUCACCCCCAAGCUCCCCCUCGCCCCCGCCGCAGCACUCGCAACAACACCCACCACCGCGACCACACCCUCCCCCAACAAUGUCGUUUCUCCCUCCGCCACAUCAUCAACCCCUACCUCUUCUACAGCCUCAUAUUCGUACCCGAACCCCGGAGUACCCGCGACGGGUCUCGAGUGCCUAGAAACGGACAAGUUCCGAUUAACGUGUUUCCAGACGUUGACGGGCACCAAGUUCCUCUUGUUUACGGAUCCGUUGAUGGCGAAUAUCGAGGUGGUUAUGAAGAAGAUAUAUGAGCUGUAUGCGGACUUUGUUAUGAAGAAUCCAUUCUAUCAGUUGGAAAUGCCGGUGAGGUGUGAGGCGUUUGAUCGGAAUUUGCAGGGUUGGUUGAGGGGGAGGACUUGA